UCUGUGCAGAAGUGGAGGUGAGUGUUGAGUGAACAGAGUGCAAAGGGCGGACAGAAGCAGUAGUUGUACGUUUCAGUGGCUCGUUGCUCUGGAAAUGACAUUUUAUCAGAGAUAAGCGGAAUUCCAGCAGGUCGAGCUGCAGAUGAGGCUUCCUCUUCGCUCCUUUUGCAUCUUCAGGAGUUUAAUCUGUCGAAGGCCAACAACAGCAGACGCACGGAGGCGAAACUCAAGCAGUGCGGCGAUGCGUCUGGUGCAGUUUCGUCGCCACGGCGAUGGAGGAAGCAUCAUCAGGGUGGGAGUGGAGCUGGGCGAGGGGCUCGGUGUGGUGGAUCUGAAGGCGUUUGACCCCUCCAUGCCCUCCACGAUGAGAGAGCUGCUGGAGCUGGGAGACAAGGGUCUGGAGAGCGCACACAGAGCUCUGGCGUCCGGUCAGUGUUUGGUGGAUCGAGCCGACAUCCAGCUGCUGCCUCCCGUCUCGGCCCCAGAGAAGGUGGUUUGUGUCGGGAUGAACUAUAAGGACCACUGCCUGGAGCAAAACGCCCCGAUCCCCCAAAAACCCAUCAUCUUCAGCAAGUUCCCGAGCGCUAUCACGGGUCCGUACGAUGACAUCAUUCUACCCACAGAGAGCCAGGAGGUGGACUGGGAGGUGGAGCUGGCCUUUGUGAUUGGACGAAGAGGAAAACACAUCAAGGAGGAAGACGCUCUCUCCUACGUGGCCGGAUUCACCGUGGCCAAUGACGUCAGCGCUCGUGACUGGCAGAUGAACCGCAACGGGAAGCAGUGGCUGCUCGGAAAAACGUUCGACAGCUUCUGUCCUCUCGGCCCUGCCUUAGUAACGACAGACGCUGUGAAAGAUCCUCACAACCUGAACAUCCGCUGCCUUGUUAACGGAGCCACGAUGCAGAACAGCAACACUGAGCAGAUGAUUUUCAAGACGGCAGCGCUGGUCGCCUGGGUCUCUAAGUUUGUGACAUUAACUCCAGGAGACGUGUUCCUGACAGGGACGCCUCCAGGUGUGGGUGUGUUCAAAAAGCCACCGGUCUAUCUCAAGAGAGGAGACGUGGUGGAGUGCCAGAUAGACCAACUGGGCUCUAUCAUCAACAAAGUGGUCUAAACCCCGAGACAACAAUCCACCAAGUAAAGCUGUCAGCUGUGAAAAUAAAUUGUACUUCUGAUCUGUUGUUUCUCACCAUGAAUUACAACUCACAAACAAAGUCUUUUCCCCCUCCCUAUAACUGAAUAUGCAAAAGCAGCAGGAAAUGUAUAAAAAUGUAUGUAGCCUGAUGAAUGUGUUAAUCAAUGGUACUUGGGUAAUUGUGAGGAAGGAAAACGUGGUAUUUUUACUGAACUGUGUAAUUACGUGACUCAACCUCAGUUAUUGAGUCACAGUCAUCACCCGCUGUAAAAAUACCCUUCAUCAGCAGCCACCCACUCACGCUAUACAGCAGAAACCUGAACCUCCUGACUUAUUUCAAUAUGUAAUAAAUAAAACAUUUCUAAUUAUGUUUAA
Amphiprion ocellaris (clown anemonefish) is the source of this 1510-nucleotide messenger RNA. RefSeq names its product fumarylacetoacetate hydrolase domain containing 2A (gene fahd2a). The record is from RefSeq and is a predicted model, not a curated record. The coding region runs from base 143 to 1114 and encodes 323 amino acids. Gene Ontology annotation, molecular function: hydro-lyase activity. The transcript is spliced from 8 exons. Lineage: Eukaryota; Metazoa; Chordata; Actinopteri; Pomacentridae.